AACUAUAGUGCUGUGUCUUGUGGUAAACAGACACAGACUAAGUGAGGGAGAGAACAGGUACGGACUGGAUUCAACACUCUCUCAGCUCUCAUGGCUCCAUUUCUGUUCCUGUUGUUCCUUCUGUCUGAAGCAGCUUCUGACCUGAUUGUGCUAACAGUGUGCCCUGGAGAUGAUGUCAUUCUACCAUGUCAGGCUGCUGAUUCCUCCAUCAGAGCUCUAGAGUGGACCAGACCUGACCUGGAGCCAGAGUACGUCCUCUUUUAUAGCGAUGGAUACUUGGAAACAGAAGAACAGCAUCCAGACUUUAAGGACAGGGUGGACCUGGUGGACAGAGAGCUGAAGGACAGAGACAUGUCUUUAAUUCUGAAGAAUGUGAGCAGCAUCGACAACGGAACAUACGAGUGUCGGGUUGCAUCAGGUGGUUCCAGACGUAAAAAGAGAUCCAUCAUCGACUCUGAGCCAAUCAGAAUCAUCCGUCUGCAGGUUACAGAGCCAGCAGACCUGAUUGUGGUAACAGUUGAUCCUGGAGAUGAUGUCAUUCUACCAUGUGAGGCUGCUGAUUCCUCCAUCAGUGUUGUAGAGUGGACCAGACCUGACCUGGAGCCAAAACUCGUCCUCUUAAACAUCGAUGGACACCUGGAUCCAACCUACCAGAAUCCAUUCUUUAAGGACAGGGUGGAGCUGGUGGACAGAGAGCUGAAGGACGGAGAUGUGUCUUUAAUUCUGAAGAAUGUGAACAACAACGACACUGGAACAUACAAGUGUCGAGUUAUAACUGGUGGUUCAAGACGUAAAAAGAGAGACAUCAUUGACUCUGAGCCAAUCAGAACCAUCCGUCUGCAGGUUACAGAGCCAGACCUGAUUGUGGUAACAGUUGAUCCUGGAGAUGAUGUCAUUCUACCAUGUGAGGCUGCUGAUUCCUCCAUCAGUGUUGUAGAGUGGACCAGACCUGACCUGGAGCCAAAACUCGUCCUCUUAAACAUCGAUGGACACCUGGAUCCAACCUACCAGAAUCCAUUCUUUAAGGACAGGGUGGAGCUGGUGGACAGAGAUCUGAAGGACGGAGACGUGUCUUUAAUUCUGAAGAAUGUGAACAACAACGACACUGGAACAUACAAGUGUCGAGUUAUAACUGGUGGUUCAAGACGUACAAAGAGAGACAUUGACUCUGAGCCAAUCAGAAUCAUCCGUCUGCAGGUUACAGAGCCAGACCUGAUUGUGGUAACAGUGCACCCUGGACAGGAUGCCCUUCUGCCAUGUCAGACUGCUGAUUCCUCCAUCAGUGUUGUAGAGUGGACCAGACCUGACCUGGAGCCAAAGCUCGUCCUCUUAAACAUCGAUGGACACUUGGAUCCAACCUACCAGCAUCCAUCCUUUAAGGACAGGGUGGAGCUGGUGGACAGAGAGCUGAAGGACGGAGACGUGUCUUUAAUUCUGAAGAAUGUGAGCAGACAAGACAAUGGAACAUACGAAUGUCGAGUUAAACCAAAUGAUUCAAGACAUGAAAAGAGAGACACCGACUCUGAGCCAAUCAGAACCAUCCGUCUGCAGGUUACAGAACCAGACGUGAUAGUGGUACCAGUGCGCCCUGGAGAGGAUGUCAUUCUACCAUGUCAGGCUGCUGAUUCCUCCAUCAGAGCUGUAGAGUGGACCAGACCUGACCUGGAGCCAGAAUAUGUCCUCUAUUACAGCGAUGGACACAUGGAUCAAACCUACCAGCAUCCAUCCUUUAAGGACAGGGUGGAGCUGGUGGACAGAGAGCUGAAGGACGGGAACGUGUCUUUAAUUCUGAAGAAUGUGAGCAGACAAGACAAUGGAACAUACGAUUGUCAAGUUGCACCAGAUGGGUCAAGAUGGAAAAAGAGAGGCAUCAAGUCUGAGCGAAUCACGAUCAUCCGUCUGCAGGUUACAGAGCCAGCAGACCUGAUUGUGGUAACAGUGCACCCUGGAGAUGAUGUCAUUCUACCAUGUCAGGCUGAUGAUUCCUCCAUCAGAGCUGUAGAGUGGAUUAGAGCUGAUCUGAAGGAGCCAGAUAUUAUCCUCUUAUACAGUGAUGGAUUCUUUCAUACAGACGACCAGCAUCCAUCCUUUAAGGACAGGGUGGAGCUGGUGGACAGAGAUCUGAAGGACAGAGACGUGUCUUUAAUUCUGAAGAAUGUGAACAGACACGAUGCUGGAACAUACAGGUGUCGAGUUAUAACCGACGAUACUAACCCAAUCAGACUCAUCAGAACCAUCAGAACCGUCCGUCUGCAGGUUACAGAUCCAGCAGGUUCUGAGGAUAGAAACUCCUCUCCUGUAGGCCGAUACAUUGGACUGGCUGCAGGUGGACUGGUUGUUGUAGCUGCUGCAUUGGUUGGUGUCCUGAUGUAUAAAAGACAUAAGGACAGGAGAUCAGGACAACCUGCUGCUGAUGCUGAUGAUAAAGUGGGUGGUGUCCUGAUGUAUAAAAGACGUAAGGACAUGAGAUCAGGACAACCUGCUGAUGAUGAAGCAUCAGCCGUUGAGUUCAUCAUCAUCUCCCAGAGCUCUUAACACCUGACUGGUUUCUCAUGUGCUGUAUAUACAACAUGAUUCUCAUUACUGCUGACAUAUUAUCUAUGAAAUAGAAUUACGUGAUGUUUUCUAAAGGAAAUGUUAUGAAAUGUGAACUAUACCAAAGUGAUGAUCUUUGAAAGCUGUUGAUAAUUAUUUAAUAUGAAUGAAUAGAUGAAAUAAUAAUGAUCAGAGACAUGUUGGAAGUUAAUAACUCAGUUUUAACAUUCAGAUACAUUAAUGUGCCUUAAACUGUUUUACUCUUUUAUCUUAUUCUGAUAAAUACUUUAUUUUGCUACAUUUGGAUUCUCAAGUUGUUACUUUUAUAUUUUCAUUGUUGUGCUUUUUGUUAUUCUUUAAACACAAAUAAAGCCGCUCCAAAUAUC
This is a messenger RNA of Sander lucioperca (pikeperch), 2921 nucleotides long. Its product is annotated as muscle M-line assembly protein unc-89-like. Bases 91 to 2535 code for a protein of 814 amino acids. The transcript has 10 exons. The record is from RefSeq and is a predicted model, not a curated record. Lineage: Eukaryota; Metazoa; Chordata; Actinopteri; Perciformes; Percidae.